Sycon ciliatum is the source of this 2044-nucleotide messenger RNA. RefSeq lists its product as uncharacterized. The transcript has a single exon. Gene Ontology annotation, molecular function: GTPase activity; GTP binding. Gene Ontology annotation, biological process: intracellular protein transport; vesicle-mediated transport. NCBI's taxonomy places the organism in Eukaryota, Metazoa, Porifera, Calcarea, Leucosolenida, Sycettidae. Bases 342 to 893 code for a protein of 183 amino acids. Gene Ontology annotation, cellular component: cytoplasm; plasma membrane. The record is from RefSeq and is a predicted model, not a curated record.
CAUGCAGUGUGUUGGAUGCUGCCAACGUGGCGAAAUCCACCAGUGCUUUUCCCUCACUGCAUGCGACCCGUUGUUUAGAAGAGAUUUGCAGAUUUUGACUAGCGUCCGUCAGCGUGUGCGCAUCCACUGGCAGUACUUGGAAAUGCCUUGGAAAUGGCGCUGGGGAGCGAGAUUGGAGGCAGAACGCAGCUGCUACUGGAUCAGUCACCUGAAUAAGUAAUUAGUCAGAGCCUGAGUCAAUUGAGUGAAUUCCUCAGUCUAACUACUACUUCGAAGUAGUAUCUUGAGCAAAGGUUUGAGAGAAGAAACACGUGCUGAUUAUAAAUAAUUUACUAUCAACGAUGGGCCUCUUCCUUGCUCGCUUGAAGAAGGUGUUUGACGGCAACACUCAAGCUCGAAUUCUGAUGCUGGGUCUGGAUGCAGCAGGCAAAACAACAAUCCUCUACAAGUUAAAGUUCAAACCCCCCAUUCCCCAAAUUAGCUUUAAUGUGGAGACAGUUGAGCCAAUGGAGGGCCUGACAUUCACGGUAUGGGACGUUGGUGGACAGGACAAGAUUCGACCACAGUGGCAUCACUACUUCAAGGGGACGGAAGGACUGAUCUUUGUAGUGGACAGCGCCGACAGCUCGAGAUUUGCCGAAGCACGUGCCGAGUUGCACUCAAUCCUAGACUCGGAGGAGAUGCGAGGUGUGCCGUUAAUAGUUUAUGCCAACAAGCAGGAUCUGCCGAAUGCUGCUCCACCGUCUGUCCUUAUAGAGAAGUUACAGCUUAGCAAGCUUUCUGGUCACCAGUGGUAUAUGCAGGCGACGUGUGCUACAAACGGUGAUGGUCUCUGCGAAGGUAUUCAGAAAUUCAGUCAGUUAGUGAAAGACUUCAAACGCACAAGGAACUAGUCAUUGUACAGAGAGACGGAUUGAUUUCAACAAAGUCAUCAGCUGACAAUGCCUGCAGUUCAGGCAUAAAGUAAAGUUAGCCGGAUUCGCGGCCGCAUCACCUGACGUGUUUAGGAACACACCAAGCAAAUACAUUGGCAUCGGCGGCCCACCACUUCGACCACAUCCUCAGUGUCGAAUGCAGACCUCACAAGUGAGUCAGGGGAGAGGGGAUACGUCUCUCAACAAGCGGGCCUAUCAAAAGGCCCUAUAACCCCAUAAACCGCAUCCUUGUUGCCCUCACACCCAGCAAGUGAGUACCCAGUUCACCGUGGGUGUUGGGACAGUUCAUUGCAUUUAAAAUCAGUGGCACUCGCCCGCAUCACCGCGAUUGAGAGAGCACUAAACACACUCCCUGUUACCAGCGCAGGUUUGAACUCGGCACCUCCUGAUUCGCAGGCAAGCCUACAAAGUACAAACCAAUCGGCUAUACGCGUUGGUCAGGCGUAAGAACGUGCAAUGAUACUCAGUAAAGUCUUGAUGCUAUUGGUGAAAUGUAGUUUGCUGACUUGAUGAUGCUCAAUAGUAGUAUGCACAUAAGGUAUGUGUGCACUAGAAAUAUUUGAAGUAGCCAAAGGGAAUGAAACCAAUUGUUUCCAACCAGAACUUUUUGAACUGAAUAUAUCCAUAGUGCAUUCACGCCGGUACGUGUGCUUUUUUGAUAUGAUAUUCACGAUUUUUCUAGUGCGGUUUCCAUUCAUGUGUGAUCUCAUUCUUGUGUACGUUUCCGAUCGGACAUUACUGUAUGAUUUGAGUUUAGCUAUGCUCUUUUUUUUUUUAAAUCAGUUGAUGCUUCAAGUACCUUUCAUAUGUUGUAAUUAUAUAACCCAUGAACAUCCAAAAGAUACACCCCAGCAGUGUGGAUAUGCUGGAAACAAAGUCUUGAUCCACUCAGAUUUGUUGUUGUUGUUGUUGUUGUUGUUGUUGUUGUUGUUGUUGUUGUUGUUGUUGUUGUUGUUGUUGUUGUUGUUGUUGUUGUUGUUGUCGUCGUCGUUGUUGUUGUGAUGCCAUGACGUUUCUCAGCCUGAGACGAUUUAUUUCAUAGUGCUCAUCAGUCACGAUCAGUGUCACUCUGAAAUGAACUUUUUUGUUUGUGGUAUGUGCACCGGUAA